Trametes versicolor FP-101664 SS1 is the source of this 378-nucleotide messenger RNA. RefSeq lists its product as uncharacterized. Bases 1 to 378 code for a protein of 125 amino acids. Lineage: Eukaryota; Fungi; Basidiomycota; Agaricomycetes; Polyporales; Polyporaceae. The record is from RefSeq and is a predicted model, not a curated record. The transcript is spliced from 2 exons.
AUGCCCAAAGAACGCAAACCGAGGGCAUCUCGCUAUGUCCGCUGUGUCGGCCCGCAGCCCAAGUUUGGCCCCGACGGGGAGUAUCUAGGAGUGCAGUGGCAGGAUAAGCGGGUGGGCCUCAAGGAAUCGGAGUUCCGCCGCAAGUGGGAAGAAAGUCAAACGCCGGAAGAGAGACAGCUGGAAAGGGAAUGGCAGUGGCAGCAAACCUCGUUGUUGCGCCGCGGGCAUCGCCAACUUAUCCCACCGCGUCCCAAGCCAACUGCUACAACCGCGGACUCGAGUGAGCCUGUAGCGGGUCCCAGUAAGACGGCGGCGGAGGAAGUCGCGAAAUACGAGGACGCCAAGACCGGGCCCAGUGAGGUGCAACCCGGGCUCUAG